UCGGUGCCCAGCCAGCGACACUCAUGGCGGCUGCACCCGUCAGGCAGCGCUGCGGGCCGGGGGGACCGCGGGCGCAGCUCCCGCCCUGCUACUACGAAGGAUACCUGGAAAAGCGAGGGCCGAAAGAAAAGGUAGGAUCGCGGCCCCGGCGACUGUGGACUUGUCUGUGCGGGAAUUCUUUGUAUUUCUUCAAUAAUGCCAAGGACAGUCAUUAUGUGGAGAAGCUGGACCUCAGUGGGUUUGUGUCCCUAAAAGACGACUGUAGCCGGGACAGAAACCUGGAGGCAGCCAGACUCAUCUUGCGCAUGAAGGAUGGGGAGACCAAACUCACAGCACCUAACUUGGAAUCAAGGGAGCUGUGGAAAGGUUUCCUCUACUCCGUUGUAGAUCUGAAUGUACCAUCCUGUCUCACGUUGCUGCCGGGCCAGCUGCAGAUGCUGAAGGAGAUGGUGGACAAAGAACGGUCCAGGCGGAGAAAUCGCACUCCCACGCGUGCGCCUCCCUCGCGUGCACCUCCCUCGCCCCUCUCCGUGCCUUUAGUGGGGGAGAUCCCACCGUGUUUUCGACCGGUGUCUCGAACAGAGGCUGAAGUCCUUCUUGAGAGACACCCAGACUGUGGCAACAUGUUGCUCCGUCCAGGCAGAGAUGGAUGCUCAUUGGCUGUCACCACCAGGCAGGACCUUAAUGGGUCGGUGUUCAGACAUUACCGUGUGACUCAGAGGGACCAAGGUGGUUAUGUCAUAGAUGUAGAAAACCCUAUUCCCUGCGCUACACUUCACGAGGUCAUCGACGCUCUGGUCGAGAAAACAGCGGGAACGUUGCAGCCUUUCCUGCUGGAGGAGCCGUACGAAGAGAAUAUCACAUACGUUUCCGCCAAUGAUGAGAACGGAGAAAGGAUCCUCCACACUGCCCCCUCCAGCCCCCUUCCAAAGGCUCCUGCCCUGCCUCCAAAACAGGAUCGGUGGCCUGGCAGCCCCCUGUCCAGGUCUCCUGCCCCCGACCGGCGCAUCCUGACCUCACCAGUGCCGGCCUCGCCCACCAACCCGAUGAGACGGCUCAUCCUCUCCCCUUCCCCUCUCGCACAGACACUCAAUGAGGAACUCAAAAUGAAGUUUGAGAAGAGACGAGCUAGUCAGGAGUGAUUCACUUAUAAGAAACAACCUCUUGUCACAUCAUACUCAAUCUUCAGUGCCAAACCCCUUCUCACCACAGCUAUGUAUUAAUCCUGUGCCUUCUAGGUGGAAGACAAGGGACUGCAAAUAACGCCACCUUCUUGUAUAGGGAGAUACAAAAUGUUGGACUUAGAUGGUCGAAUGAACUCUGGUAAGCUCCAUAAGAGCAAGAUUGGCUGGUAAUCACUGAAUUAGGUUCAUAAACCCUCAUAAAGCACAGCCUGCCUUGGUUGGGAAAACAAUCCACGAGUUCUUUGUCCACUUUCAUAACUCUGUUUACAAACUGCCUCUGAGCAAAAGAAGUAGUGCCACACCAAAUGAUCUUCCUUUAGAUCGGAGUCCACACUGAAUCAGUAUAUCUGGCAGCUAAACUUACCGGAGAAGCACUAACAUGUUCAGGACCACCGAGACUGCCGUUUUCGUGUCUAAGCCCAUGUCUGGGUGCUGAGCUGCUGAUGCAACACUGGAGAAGAAGAACAAACAAACCACAGACUGCCAAGAUCAACACCAGAGACCUGAGACACUUGAUCUGCUCUGAAAGUAAAAUAACCAAGGAUUGCUCCGGUUUCAGCUCAGCAAUUCUCUUCACCCACCUCAACUUCAAAUGUAAAAAACUAAAAAAUGUGUCCAUCACAGUCGAGCUUGAGCUGGCCAGAAUCUGAAAACCGCACAAUCUCUGCCUGCUGCUCGUGAGUGCCGUUUGUGAUUUGAUAAGCAACCAUUAAUUAACCGUAUUGUUGAUUCAAUGACAUUGUUGUGGCUCAUUUAUGACUCAACUUUAACCGUACUGUUGGUGCUUAUUUUAAAGUGUUUCCUUAUUCUCUCUUCUACUGUGUUCGUGCUGCUGUAUAAUGCAAUGACUCACUGUUGCUCAGGCCUGCCUGUGAACUCCAGGUGAUUUCUGUUCCUCUUCAAGCAAAUGAACUGUCUUCAUACGUGAGACUUGCCCUCUAGUGGAAUGUCUGUCAACUGAAGGGACAGAAACCUUAUCGGCACACGGCCCUUACAAAGUACACAAGAACAACACACUUUGCAGACUGAACCAGCCUUUUGGCUUCGUCAUACCAUUUGUCUACCUUUUUAGAACAAAAUAAUAAUUUGUUCUAUCUGAAGGUGCUUAAACAUAACGGCAUGUAUUUCUACAUUAACAUGUAUUAUACCAAUCGGCCAGUAGAUUUGUGUCUGAGUGGCAAACUGUGAUCAACUGACUCUUACGAUGAACAGUUUCUUGUAUGUUUGUACAUGCUGUGUCUUGUCUACUGGAUCACUAUGAAAUAAUAGUGUUUGUUACAUAUCAAGGGCAUUAAAUGGUUGCAUGGAUGUGAUGUGUCCUUGUGAAUCCUCAAAAGUGCCCAACUUCUUUUUUCAUUAAA
Cyclopterus lumpus (lumpfish) is the source of this 2545-nucleotide messenger RNA. RefSeq names its product signal transducing adaptor family member 2a (gene stap2a). Gene Ontology annotation, molecular function: signaling adaptor activity. NCBI's taxonomy places the organism in Eukaryota, Metazoa, Chordata, Actinopteri, Perciformes, Cyclopteridae. The record is from RefSeq and is a predicted model, not a curated record.